This is a messenger RNA of Entamoeba nuttalli P19, 1113 nucleotides long. RefSeq lists its product as hypothetical. Bases 1 to 1113 code for a protein of 370 amino acids. Gene Ontology annotation, biological process: nucleotide-excision repair; transcription by RNA polymerase II; transcription by RNA polymerase I. The record is from RefSeq and is a predicted model, not a curated record. Gene Ontology annotation, cellular component: transcription factor TFIIH holo complex; transcription factor TFIIH core complex. NCBI's taxonomy places the organism in Eukaryota, Evosea, Mastigamoebida, Endamoebidae. The transcript has a single exon.
AUGUCUAAAUCAAAAGAUGUUAGACUAGACACACCAAGAAAAGUCUUUCUUUAUAAUGAACUCGUUGCAACACUAUUAAUCCCUGAUGAUGAAAUAUUUUAUAGUGAAAUAGAAGAAGAAAAAGAAACAAAAUUAAACACCAUAAAACCUGGCUUCUCUUCUGCAUUAAUAACUGAUUGUAUAAGUGAAUACUUUAGAGAAGGUGAACCUCCCAGAAGAGAAGAAUUUAAAAAAUUUAUUGAAAGUAAAGAAUGGGAGCCAUUUAGAAAACAAAUAUUUAUGGAAUAUCCAAUGAUUGAAGAAAGGUAUAAAAGAGAGGUGUUUGACAACAGAAUGAAAGAAGAAGAUUUUUUUGAGAAAUUCUUUAAAUCAAGAUAUUUUGGGGAAGUAGAAAAGAAUAGUAUUGAUAUAUUUCAAGACACUUUCCGAACUGAUGAACGUGAAAGAAAAGAAAGAAAGAAAAAAAUCAGGGGAGAUUUUUAUCAAAAAGACAUUGCUUCUAUUGAAUUAAAAAAUGAUGGCUGGGAAGGUUUUGGUACUAGAGGUAUAACUUGGGGGAUAGAAAUGAAUAGUAGAAGACAAAUUGACGUUGAAAGAAAUGUUUCUGUUAAACGAUUUAUUGACCAAAUUAAUUGGCACAGCGAAGUUGUUGUUAGGCAGAUGGAAAAAAAUGUUAAAGAUGAGCAAGAAGUAGACUAUGGGUUUGUAGAAAGUAAACGACUCUCUAAUGUCCAAAAUGUUGACUACACACAAUGGGGAAUUGAUCCAAAAUUAUUUGAUGGUAUAGAAAUCAAUAAAAUUGAUUCUUUAAAAAUUUGGAAUACCACUCAACAAGGUGAAAUUAUCAAACAACCUUCUACCCAACAUUCAAUAAAUAAAGGACAAGAGCUUGUCAAAGUUUUAUUAUUUUAUCAGUUGUGUUCUUUUUGUUUAAAGUGUUUUUACAAAGAGUUAACUUCUGCAACACUCCAAACCCGUUAUGAAAAAGUUAUCUGUGAUUGUUUUAAUUUCGUAGAAAAACAAAUUUCUUCAGAACCAAUUGCUCACCGUCCAUUGUGGGAACAAAUACUUAAAGAACUUAAAAAGGCAAUAACAUUAUUUAAAAAAAAAUAA